UACUGUCUAGAACCUUCUUUCUGUUUUUGAUCGCUUUUUUGACCAAGAAACAGUAACGUCCAAAUGACGAACUCAAAGGGAUACCGUCGCGGAACGAGAGACUUGUUCUCCCGCAAGUUCCGUAAACAUGGAACCAUUCCACUUUCGACCUACAUGAAGGUCUACAAAAUUGGGGACAUGGUCGACAUCAAGCAGAACUCUGCCAUCCAGAAAGGCUUGCCCUACAAAGUUUACUACGGCAAGACGGGCCGCGUCUUCAACGUGACACCCCAUGCUCUUGGAGUUGUCGUAAACAAGCGCGUACGAGGAAAAAUCCUACCCAAGAGGAUCAGUGUUCGAGUUGAACACGUGAAUCACUCCAAGUGCCGAGAAGACUUCCUGAGGAGAGUGAAGGAAAACGAGCGUCUGAGGAAGGAAGCCAAGGACAAGAAUGUCCAGGUGCAACUGAAAAGACAACCUGUUCAACCCCGUGGAGCUCACAUCGUCUCCGGAAAGGUCGAACCUCAACUUCUUGCACCUAUUCCUUACGAGUUUGUUGCUUAAACGUGAAAUAAAGUCUUUUUAUUAUAUUUA
Messenger RNA from Belonocnema kinseyi, 573 nucleotides. RefSeq names its product 60S ribosomal protein L21-like. The transcript is spliced from 2 exons. Gene Ontology annotation, molecular function: structural constituent of ribosome. The record is from RefSeq and is a predicted model, not a curated record. Gene Ontology annotation, cellular component: cytosolic large ribosomal subunit; ribosome. Bases 64 to 543 code for a protein of 159 amino acids. Gene Ontology annotation, biological process: translation. NCBI's taxonomy places the organism in Eukaryota, Metazoa, Arthropoda, Insecta, Hymenoptera, Cynipidae.